Molecule: messenger RNA, 2541 nt
Organism: Zea mays
Lineage: Eukaryota; Viridiplantae; Streptophyta; Magnoliopsida; Poales; Poaceae
Exons: 14
Coding region: 248-2185 (645 amino acids)
Biological process (GO): protein folding; protein peptidyl-prolyl isomerization
Cellular component (GO): cytoplasm
Molecular function (GO): cyclosporin A binding; peptidyl-prolyl cis-trans isomerase activity
Source: RefSeq, a predicted model, not a curated record
GGAGUUGUGUACGGCUACGGCCCACUGGGCAUGAUCGUCCCAACAGAACGACGGUGGAACCCUGGUCUCCUCCCUCUUCACCCGCACCUGCACUGCAGCACACGCGCCGCCGAAGCGCUCUGCCCACCUCGCUCCCCUCCAGUGGCCGCCGGCGCGGCUCAGCGGUCCAUCCUCCUGACGCCACCUGCAACGGCGCCAGGCGGUGAUCCAUUCCAACUCGCGGUCAUCUCAAGUGGGUGCGGCAACCAUGCCCAAGGUUAAGAAUCCCCACGUUUUCAUGGACAUAUCAAUCAGUGGAGGCAGCGCCGAGAGGAUCACAUUUGAGCUACUCGCAAAUGUAGUUCCAAAGACAGCGGAGAACUUCAGAGCACUCUGUACUGGUGAAAGUGGACUUGGGGCAUCUACACAGAAACCACUCUAUUAUAAGGGAACACAUAUUCAUCGCAUAGUUAAAGGGUUUGUUGUUCAGGGUGGUGAUUUUUCAAGAGGAGAUGGAAAAGGUGGAGAGAGCAUUUAUGGUGGAAAAUUUCCAGAUGAAAACUUCAGAUUACUGCACAAUCAGCCUGGUGUUCUGUCCAUGGCAAAUUCCGGCCCAGACACCAAUGGGUCACAGUUUUUUAUUACAUUCAAGGCUCUACCUCAUCUUGAUGGCAAACAUGUGGUCUUUGGGAAGGUGGUCAGUGGAAUAGCUUUGCUUAAAAAGCUUGAAGCAGUUGGUAGUGAAACUGGAAAUCCUUCUUAUCAAGUGAAAAUUGUAGACUGUGGUGAAGUUUCCAACACAAAUUCUCCGGAUCUGCUAAAGGGAGAGAAAGAAAAAAAACUAAGAACGGCAGAUGGUAACUCCACUGCUGAAGGGAGAGCCAAAUUAAAAAAAACAUCCGGUGAUCAUAAGCAAAGGAAGAAGAGAAAACACUAUUCGUCUGAUUCAUAUAGCUCAGAUACUUCAGACUCAUUGUCCUAUUCUUCAGAUAGUGGCUCUGAUUCAGAAUCAGAUUCAUCAAUGGAUACUAGCUCAUCCAGUGAUCAUAGGCGUAAGAGAAGAAAAGGAUCUAAGAAGGAUAAGCGCAAGCCCACAAAGAGAAAGGGUAAACAUACAAGGAGUAAGAGAAAGAGUAGAGGAUCCAAAAGGCGAUCUAGACGGAGCCAUGGGAGUUCAAGUGAUGAUUCAGUAAGCUCAAAGACAGAUAACAGCAGUUCUGACAGUGAAAAGGGUGGCCAUCAUACCAAGCGUUCCUUGCCGAAAGCAGAUAAAGAGAGUACCAAAAUGACAAUUUCAGAACAAGGAAGAACUUUUCAAGAAGCGGACAAAGACGAACAAACAGUUACUACCAUCAAUCGAUCACAAUCACAUGAUGGAAGUAAACCCUCAAACAAAGAUGGCAACAGGGCUGAUGAAAGAUCUGGAAAUUACAAUUCAGAAGAUAGGAAUGGUCCAGGUGGAAGCUCCAGGAACAAUCCCAUUCAGGUUGAUGUAAAUUUAACGAAACCAGUAAAUGUAGAUGGCAACACUGGUGGUGAUAAUGCAGAGGCUGGCAUGUCUAGAACUGGUGAAGGAAGGCACCUUCCAAGCAAUGAUUCUGUGUCCACCAAUGGUAAAGAUUUAGGUGUGGGUUCUGCAGACAAUGGGCAACCUCAACGAAUCAGGAAAGGACGUGGUUUUACUCAGAAGUAUGGGUAUGCACGCCGAUACAGGACGCCAUCUCCCGAGCGUCCCCCUGUUCGACCCCGCUACGAUGGAGGGAGAGAUGAUAGAUGGAACAAUUUCAAUAGGUAUGAAAGAAAUGGUCCUUACAGUAGACGCUCGCCAGUAAGGAGAUACCAUGGCUCGCCAAGAGCCAAUAGCCCAUCCAGGUACCCAAGAAGAGAACGAAUGAGGAGUAGGUCACGCAGCCCAGUGAGGCGCCAUGACCGUGGAGGGUAUCACCGCCCCAGCCCAAGACGUAGCCGCAGCCCUGCAGAACCGAGACAGAAUGUGAAUGAUAGGCCUCGAUCAGGUCAUGGCGGAGGCGAUCCUGACCACAGCCCUCCUGCCAACAGGUCCAGAUCGAAGAGCCGGGACCCCUUGGGACCCAGAUCUCCUGAUGCUGCCCCAGCCAAGAGGGAGAGCUCCAGAUACAACCGCAGGCGCAGCAGCAGCUCAAGGUCCAGCAGCCCUGAUGGAAACAAAGGCCUGGUUUCGUACUGAGAAGUAACGGCACAACAGUUUGCAGGCUCCAUGGACCAUGUUUCUUGCUAGUUUAGCAUCAUGUACUCUUUUGUAAUGGAUUCUGAACUUGAACUGCUUUCGAUGCAGGUGUAGAUUUAUAUGUUCUGUUAGAUUUGAAUGUUUCUUAUGCCAGAUAUUUAUAGAACUACUGAGUAGAGCAGGGGAAAGGCUCGAGCCUCGUGAACUGGCUUGAGCUUGCUAAGGCUUGGAGAGGCUCGCGAGUUUGUAAGCCUGAAUCGAGACUACUUUUAUGACUCGCUCAAACGCCGAGCCCUGAGCGAACUUGAGUCGACUCGGGAGUCUGCCUAAUAAUAUUGUGCUACGUUGUUAUAUUA